Molecule: messenger RNA, 3783 nt
Organism: Neurospora hispaniola
Lineage: Eukaryota; Fungi; Ascomycota; Sordariomycetes; Sordariales; Sordariaceae
Product: armadillo-type protein
Exons: 3
Coding region: 344-3628 (1094 amino acids)
Biological process (GO): protein import into nucleus
Cellular component (GO): cytoplasm; nucleus
Molecular function (GO): small GTPase binding; nuclear import signal receptor activity
Source: RefSeq, a predicted model, not a curated record
ACUGAACUGAUCCCGACCCGAUCUUUGCCCCGCAGCAAAAUUUCUAAUCUCUUAUCAGCCGCGAUUCCACAGUGGAAUUUGAUCAAAAUCCAAAUUUUUUUUUUCUUCUUCACGACACCUCCAGGUUCUCCCCGGGGUCUCGUCUUUCCAUCCCAUCUUCGCCUCCAGUCUCUUCACUGCAGUACUGUGCCCCCCCUCUUCAAAAACCCUUGCUAUCCCCUCCCGCGGUGUGCCCGACGGGAUCUUCUUUUUCUUUUCCCUUUCUUUUUUUCUUCGCUGUUCUGUUCAUCUUUUCGCUGUUUUCUUUUUGAUACCCCUUCUGUUCACAUUUCCUUGAAGCGCCAUGGACAAGCAAACGCUUGCCGCGCUCCUCAAGGAGUCGCAGAUUCCUGAUACCCAGAGAGUCAAGGCCAUCACGGCUGAGCUCCAAAAGAACUACUAUGUUCACCCCGAGUGCCUUCUCCUCCUCAUCGAAGUUUUCGCGACACACGAUGACCUCGGUGUCAGGCAAUUGGCCGCCGUCCAGGCUGCCAGACUCGUCACCAAGCAUUGGGGCAAGAUCCCCAAGGCCCAGAAGGUGCAGGUCCGCCAGGUCCUCCUCGAGGCCACUCUGAAGGAGCAGAACCCCAAGUGCCGCCAUACCGCUUCCCGUCUUAUCGCUGUCAUCGCCUGCUUUGACUUCGAGGAGGGCGAGUGGGACGAUCUCCGCGACAUUGCCAUGAACUUGGCUACCAACGCCGAUGUCAACCAGCGUGAAGUCGGUACCUACAUCAUCUUCAGCUUGAUCGAGGCCAACCCCACGGCCUUCGAGGACCUCCGCAAGCUUCUCGAGAUCUUCAACCACACUCUCCGCGACCCCCAGAGCGCUGAUGUUCGCAUCAACACCAUGAUGUCCAUUGGCGCCUGCCUCCUCAUGUUCGAUCCCGAGGAGGAUCCCCAGGCCGUUAAUGCCCUUCAGACCCUCGUUCCCUCCAUGGUCGACGUUCUCAAGCACGUCGUUGAGUCUGGCGAUGAUGAGAAGAUUGCUCAGGCUUUCGACGUUUUCCAGCAGUUCUUGGCUUGCGAGUCUUCGCUGCUCGGCAAGUACCUUAAGGAUCUUGUCAAGCUGAUGAUUGACCUCGGCGGCAACCCCCAGGCUGAGGAUGAGGUCCGCGCUCAGGCUCUUGCUUUCCUCGCCCAGACUGUCCGUUACAGGCGCAUGAAGAUCCAGGGCAUGCGCGAUGUUGGCGAGGAGCUCACCAUCAAGAGCAUGGUCAUUCUCACCGAGAUCGACGACGAUGAGGAUGAGGAUGAUAUGAGCCCCGCCCGCUCCGCUCUCAUGCUGCUCGAUCAGCUUGCCAGCGACCUUCCUCCUCGCCAGGUUAUCGUUCCCCUUCUCAACGCCUUCCCCAAGUUCGCCACCAACUCCGAGGCUGGCUACAGAAAGGCCGGUAUCCUUGCUCUCGGCACCGUCGUCGAGGGUGCUCCCGACUUCAUCGCCAACCAGAUCAAGUCCAUCAUGCCCCAUGUCAUCACCCUGCUCAACGACCAGGAUGUUGGUGUCAGGCACGCCGCCCUUGUCGGUCUGUCUCGCCUUGCGGAUGACAUCGCCUCUGAGCUCUCCCCUUACAACGAGCCUAUUAUGACUGCUCUUGUCAAGAACCUCCAGGCUUCCAUGGCCGCCUCCAACGAUACCACCCAGGCCAAGAAGAAUGUCGAGAUCAUCCGUUCUGUUUGCGGUGCUCUUGACUCCAUGUCCGAUGGUCUCGAUGCCGAGUUCAUGAAGCAGUAUGCUGGCGAGCUUGUCGCUAACAUCGGCGCUCUGAUCGGCCACGAGGACUACAAGGUCAAGGUAGCUGCUUCCGGUGCUAUCGGUGCCAUUGCCGAGGCUCUUGGCGAGGAGUUCAAGCCCUACUUCGACAACAUCAUGCACGCCCUCGGGGCUUACCUCACCAUCAAGGAGACUGAGGACGACCUUGCCCUUCGCAGCGGUGUUUGCGACUCCGUCGGUCGCAUCGCCACUGCCGUCGGUGCUCAGACCUUCCAGCCCUACGUCCUUCCUCUCAUGAAGUCCAGCGAGGAGGCCCUUCAUCUCGAUAGCACCAGACUCCGCGAGUCCUCUUUCAUCCUCUGGAGCUGCCUCUCCAAGGUCUACGAGAAGGACUUCUCUCCCUUCCUUCCCGGUGUCUUCAAGGGCUUGUUCCACAGCCUUGAGCUUGAGGAGGAGGAGAUCAACCUCGAGCUCUCCGAGGCUGAGCGUGCCAUUGCCGGCACUGAUGAGGAGAUCAUCACCGGUGGCAAGCGCCUCAAGGUCAAGGCCAACGAUGACGAGGAUAUCAUGGAUGAUGAAGAGGGCGAGGAUUGGGAGGACAUUGGCAUCUCCCCUGAGGCUUUCGAGAAGGAGGUUGCCAUUGAGAUCAUGGGCGAUAUUAUCACCCAUUCUUGCUCCGGCGCCGAGAUCAAGGAGUACCUUGAGAAGGCCGUCGAGAUGAUCUCCCCUCUCCUUGAGCACCCUUACGAGGGCUGCCGCAAGGCUGCCAUCGCUACUUUGUGGCGCGCUUAUGCCCGCGUCUGGCAGCUUAUGGAGGAGGAGACUGGCUCUAACUGGGAGCCCGGUCUUCCCCUCAAGACCCAGCCCACUGUCACUCUUGUCAAGCUCGGCGAGAUUGUUACCAGCGCCACCCUCAAGGUGUGGUUGGAGGAGAUGGACCGUGCCGUCGUUACCGAGGUCAACCGCAACGUUGCCGCCACUCUCAAGGCCUGCGGUCCUGCCAUCCUUGCCCAGGGCGACUUCAUGAAGGAGACCAUCAGCAUCCUCAGCACUAUCAUCACCCGCUCCCACCCUUGCCAGCAGGAUCUUGGUGACGAGGAUGAGGAGCAGGAGGUUGAGGGCUCUUCCGAGUACGACUGGCUUGUUAUCGACACUGCCCUCGAUGUCGUGAUUGGCCUCGCCGUCGCUCUUGGCCCCGCCUUCUCUGAGCUCUGGAAGAUCUUCGAGAAGCCCAUCUUGAAGUUCGCCUCCUCUGAGGCUGAGAACCUCGAGCGCUCCACCGGUGUCGGUGUGAUCGCUGAGUGCGCUGCCAACAUGGGUGCCACCGUCACCCCCUACACUGGCAAGCUUAUGCAUCUGCUCCUCAAGCGUCUCUCUGACACCGAUAACGAGACCAAGAGCAACGCUGCCUACGCUACCGGCCAGCUCAUUCUCCACUCCACCGACAGCAACACCUACCUUCCCCAGUACGAAACCAUCCUCCACAAGCUGGCCCCCAUGCUCCAGAUUCCCGAGGCUCGUAUCAAGGAUAACGCCUCUGGCUGCUUGUGCCGCAUGAUCCUUGCUCACCCCGACCGUGUUCCUCUUGCCCAGGUUCUUCCCGCUCUGGUCGAUCUCCUGCCCUUGAAGGAGGACUACGAGGAGAACACUCCUGUCUACCAGUGCAUCUACAAGCUCUACGAGCAGGGCGAGCCCACUAUCAACUCUCUUACUCCCAAGGUCAUCCCUGUCCUUGAGUCUGUCCUCAGCCCUCCUGAGGAUCAGCUCAGCGACGAGACUCGUGAGCUUGUGAGGAAGCUUGUUCACCAGCUUUACAGCGCCAACCAGGCUCUCUUCGCUGCCAACCCUAACGCGUUGAAGCUUGCUGGUAUUCUCUAGAGUUGACGUCGAGUUGAGAGAGUUGUAUGAUUUGCAUAGCACGGACCGGGGUACAGGUGUUUAAUUUGGCCAUAAUUUCGAGCCGCAUGAGCGAUGACAUUAAGACAUGAUGAUUUACAGAUGCUAUUCAAGGGUUUAAUUAUGUUCAUGCCUGG